AUGAUCGCCCAAAAUAUUAUCGCCGCCUUUAUUGGUCUUGCAGUUGGUGUCAAGGCCGGCCCAUGCAAGCCCUCGCCAGUAACAACCACGACUGGCACUGCGUCUACCGAUUUCACCUCGAUAACCAGCAUCGCCACUUCUGGAGAGCCAACAACCACCACCACCACCACCGAAGCUGCUACUACCACCACCAGCCCGGGCGAAUAUGUCUGCCUCAAGGACCCUGCUCCGGUUGGCAAGGGCUGUAAUGCCCAGGGUGGUGGCCAAGGUGACCUGCAAACAAUGGGCAACGCGAACACGUUGACGCUGGCCUCCUGCUACAAGUCUUGUCUGGACAGGCCUGGGUGUAUUGCAAUCUCCCUGCAGCCUGGUUUGUGGUGCGCACUGUGGGCUGGAUCAUUCACCGGUACCAGUGGUGGUGAAUCGCCUUGGUCUUGGUACGACAUGGACUGCUUCUGUGACGAGUCUUCAAGCACCACAAGUGGCUUGGCUACCGGGACGACAGCCACCGAAGCUACAACUAGCGAACUUACAACUUCAUCUGUCGAACUCACUUUAACCACAGAGACUGCUCCUGCUACAACCACUACCACUGCGCCAAGCUAUUCCUGCGUCAACAAUGAAAAGCAACCACUUCCAGCCGGUAAGCCCUGUAACAAAGCAGGCAACGCCAAUCAGAACAGCGAUUUGAAUGUCAUGUACAAUCUCCAUGGCGCCAAAACAGUGUCAUCGUGCAGAGAGGCCUGUCUAAAUGCAAAUGGCUGUAGCGCAUUUAACUUGAAACCUGGUAGCGAAUGCUGGUUAUAUUCAGGCACUCUUGAUGGUGUCAUUGAGAGUGAAUCGGAAUAUUAUUGGUGGAGCUUGGACGACUGCUUCUGCGACGAGUCUUCAACCACGACAAGCGGCGCGGCUACCGAACUGACAGCUUCAUCCGUCGAACCAACAUCAAUCACAGAGACCGCUCCUGCUACAACCACUACCACUGCUCCAGGCGAGUCCUGCAUUAGCAAUGAGAAGAACCCCGCCCCAUCUGAUAAGGUCUGCAACAAGCGCGGCUACUACAACGGGAACUCCAGGACCUUUCUGGACAGUCCAGCCGGUGUCAUAACUAUGGAGUCCUGCCGCAACGCUUGUCAUGAAAACAACCAAUGUGCUUUCUUUGCCGUCACUCCUGGUCAAUCUUGCUACAUAUAUGCCGGGACCCUUGGUGUCGAAAUUGAUCAACAGAUGCCAUACAUAUGGUAUGACAUGGACUGCUUCUGCGACUUGGAUGAGCCUGACUACUGA
Fusarium tjaetaba is the source of this 1287-nucleotide messenger RNA. RefSeq lists its product as uncharacterized. Bases 1 to 1287 code for a protein of 428 amino acids. NCBI's taxonomy places the organism in Eukaryota, Fungi, Ascomycota, Sordariomycetes, Hypocreales, Nectriaceae. The record is from RefSeq and is a predicted model, not a curated record. The transcript has a single exon.